AUGGAGGAUAGCCAUACAAGCGCGACUAUCACCGCAAUCCUUCACGAGAUCCCAAUGCACUUUGAGAAGACAGUGAUCAUAACAUUAACGAAAUAUUUAACUUCGAGCGUUACUCGCAUUCCUUUUUUAUCAAAAAUGACCAAGAUGGUUGCUAAAAGCAUUGAGAUUCCGAAUCAUGUUUUUGGAAGGAACAUUUAA
Plasmopara halstedii is the source of this 198-nucleotide messenger RNA. RefSeq lists its product as uncharacterized. Bases 1 to 198 code for a protein of 65 amino acids. The transcript is spliced from 2 exons. The record is from RefSeq and is a predicted model, not a curated record. NCBI's taxonomy places the organism in Eukaryota, Oomycota, Peronosporomycetes, Peronosporales, Peronosporaceae.